AUUUGAUAUAUCGAAUGUCGACAGCUGUUGGUCUUUGACUAAUUUCAGUACAAUUCGGAUUUUUGCAUGUAAGACGGUGGGAUUUAUUUUUUUCAUCAAAUGCAAAUGCAGAACUCACCGUUUAUAUUCUUCCGCGAUAAAUUUUGCGAUAAAUGAAACAAUUUUUAGUAGAAUAUAUGUUUACGCGGUGGUCAUCACAAAGAUAUACAUCAAGUAGUUGGCCUAUAAAAUUGUUCUGAUAAUCAUGAAUCUUCAAACACUAUUCCAAGAUUUCAAUCCAAGUAAAUUUUUAGUACACACCUGUUUGAUGAUAUUUACAACAUUAUUUGCACUUCGUUUGGAUGGUUUCAUAGAAUGGAGUUAUUGGACUGUAUUUACCCCAAUAUGGUUUUGGAAAAGCAUGGUAAUUUUAGGUGCUACUAUUGGAAGUUAUAUUUGGUGGAGACAUCCACAUGCAAGAUUGGAAGGAGAUGCUUAUGUACAUUAUAAAGCAAUGUUGAUUACAUUGGCAUUACAUUUAAUUCUGUUAAUGUUUGAAUUGUUAGUAUGUGAUAAAUUAGAAUCUGAAAGACAUCUUUGGAUGCUUGUAUUUAUACCUCUUAUUUUCAUUUCUGCAGUAUCAAUAGUUGUGUGUAUAUGGGCUGCCAAACAUGAUCGAUCAUUUGAACUUGAAUUAUUUUGUGCAGUAAAUAUUUUACAAUUUAUUUUCUUGGCAUUAAGACUAGAUGGUUUUAUAACAUGGAGUUGGGAAGUAGUGUUUGCUCCUCUUUGGGCACUUUUAUCUUUAUCUUUAGUUGCAGUUCUAUAUGCUAUAGUAUUUGCUGCUGUUUUAUUAAGAACACCACAAAUUAAUGCCAGGCAGAGGCGGACAUCUUUGAAUUCAGCAUUAGCAUAUACAUUUCUUGUAGUUCCAAUUUUAGUGUUUCAAGUACUUUUAGCAAAUAAAUUGGAUGGAGAUAUUUCAUUGAAUUAUACAACAGUAGCAAUGCCACUUUUAAUAUCUCACAUAACACUUAUUUUUAUGUCAUUUGAUGCAAAGGGAGGAAAUAGAUGGUGGUUUGGUAUUAGAAAAGAUUUUUGUCAUUUUUUAUUGAGUUUAUGCCCAUUGCUUCAAGAAUAUGGUAAUAUUUCUUAUCAACCAAGAAGUGAACAGGACCAACCACCAUUAGAACCAAUGGUAUCAGAAAAAAAUGAAAAACAUGUUAAAAAAAUUGAUCUAACAAAACCUGUUGUACCUAUAAUAUCUAUUGAUAUGCCGGAUUGAUUGUGUAAUUUUGGCCCUACUCGGGUAUAUAAAAUAUUUUUAUCGAUAUGAUUGGUUAAUACCAGAUACCAUAUCUUAACGAGUAAUGGACAGGUGCGUAAAUAAUAGCGAAAUCUAUUAUAAAGAAGAAAAUAAAAUUAUUAUUUUCAAUACGAUUUACCGUAAUGAAAAUCUUGUUAUUGUUAAAUAUAUUAUGCGCCAAGGCAAUCAUAAUAAUUAUAUUACCCAUUUUGUUCAUGGGGCUUAAGCUUUUCACAAGGAUUGUGAAAAUUUUAGUAGAAAAAGCGGUAAAAAUUUUUUUUAAAUAAAUAAUUACAAAAAAGUUAAAUAUUGAAUAUCUAUAUAAAAAUAUAAAAAAGUCCCACGAGCAAAUUUAGCAGUUGCAGUGCUCAAAAAUAUUAUAUUUCUUAAAGCUGCAUUAAUUUUUUCUGUAUCCAAACACUUAAAUUAUGUGUAGAAUAAGCAACCAACCCGUCCACUUAUUUGAUUGCUCCUUUGUAAUGAUAUAGAAUAAUUGCCGACCUAUUUUAUUAAGCCUGUUAUUCGAUUACACUUGUUACGUAACAAUAGCAUUAUUAUUACUUUGCCAAAAGUAGUGAAUAGUAAAAUGAUAAACAUGCCUAAGUUGGUGCUAAAAAAAUUAAUAUCUUAGACAUGUUUUGUAUGCAGCUAUAAACUAUGUUGUUUAAAAUUUAAACUAAACUUCGGUAUCAUGAUCUGUACAAAGUUAAGUUUAAUUUGUAAUGUAUACUUAUUUUUUAAAUGGAUUUUCCUGCAGAAUGUAAUAAAUGUAAAUUUGAAACUUGUUGUAAAGGAAAAUCUGUAAUGUAAAUAGACUCCAAGUUUUAGAAUUUGCUAGUACUGUACAGGUCAUGCCCGAAAAAUUUAUGUAUAUAGUUAGAUUCCAGUGUGAUUGUCUGAUUUUUAGUUAAUA
This is a messenger RNA of Apis florea (little honeybee), 2198 nucleotides long. RefSeq names its product transmembrane protein 185B. The record is from RefSeq and is a predicted model, not a curated record. NCBI's taxonomy places the organism in Eukaryota, Metazoa, Arthropoda, Insecta, Hymenoptera, Apidae.